Messenger RNA from Paramecium primaurelia, 299 nucleotides. Lineage: Eukaryota; Ciliophora; Oligohymenophorea; Peniculida; Parameciidae. The record is from the annotation of a GenBank genome assembly.
AUGAUCAAAUAUAUAGAAGUUCAAUUGAAAGAUUUAAUGAAUAUGAAUGAAAAGAAUCAGAAUUAAGAAGAUUUAUUGAAUUCAUUAUAAACAAUGGAAGAAGAGAUAAAUAUAUUAAAAGAACAGAAUGAAAGUUUGAUAAAUGAUUAAUGAAAAUAAAAGAUAAUUGCAGAACUUUAGCUAGUCAGCAUAAACAGUUACAGAAAUUUGUAGAAGAUGCAAAAAUAAAUAGUAUAACAAUGAAUUAGUUCAUGAGUAAGUUUGAAGUUAAGAGGGAGAAGUAGAACGAUUAAGAAUGA